This is a messenger RNA of Didymodactylos carnosus, 226 nucleotides long. The record is from the annotation of a GenBank genome assembly. Lineage: Eukaryota; Metazoa; Rotifera; Eurotatoria; Philodinida; Philodinidae.
AUGCGCAAUAAGCCGGCGAAAUAUGGAAUAAAGGUAUUCUGGUGUUGUGACUCAAACACUUCAUAUCCGUUGAAAGGUGAAGUUUAUGUUGGACGUCAGUCUGGAACGGCCACCCUCGCGAACAAGAAUGGCGUCAAAAAGCUAGUCAAAAGAUUAGUCACACCCUGGAUCAACAAAGGUCGAAGCGUCACUGCGGAUAAUUACUUUACAAGGGCUGAACUUGCCG